Messenger RNA from Ornithorhynchus anatinus (platypus), 672 nucleotides. It is a transcript of the gene LEAP2, whose product is annotated as liver enriched antimicrobial peptide 2. The record is from RefSeq and is a predicted model, not a curated record. The coding region runs from base 147 to 380 and encodes 77 amino acids. Lineage: Eukaryota; Metazoa; Chordata; Mammalia; Monotremata; Ornithorhynchidae. Gene Ontology annotation, biological process: defense response to bacterium; antimicrobial humoral immune response mediated by antimicrobial peptide. The transcript has 3 exons.
CCACCGUGGCGGCUGAUGGACGGGCACGGGUCGUCCGGCUCUAUAAACGGCGGCCCCGCAGCCAUCCCCCAUCAGCCUCCUGAACUCCGACACCGUGGUGACCCAGGCAGCGCAGCGACAGGAGGAGGCGGCGGAGGAGGGGGAAGAUGAAUCUGGGCGUCAUCUGGGCAGCUCUCCUGCUGUGCUUGGGGCUCCUAACCCAGGUGCACUGUUCGCCACUGCCCGAGACACAUUCUCCGCACCUGCGGAUGAAGAGGAUGACCCCGUUUUGGCGAGGGGUCUCCCUCCGGCCCAUUGGGGCCUCCUGCCGAGACAACUCGGAAUGCAUCACGCUGCUCUGCAGAAAGAGUCGUUGCUCUCUGAAUAUUUCCCCAGAGUAACAUGCCAUCCAGGGGAAGAAUCAAGGCAGCAGCUGCUGCCAGCAAUACUCCGUUCUAUGGAAUAUUGAUUACUUCCUGCACUUGAACUGAGGACACUUGAGGAAAGCAAUUGCAUAUUUAAUAUUUAAAGACAGAUAUAGGCUUGGCUGGAGACCAUCCAACUCUUCCUGAAGCAUGGAGAAGUACAAUGAAAACCUUGAAUUUGAUUUCUUAGAUUCUGUAUUUUUGUAUCUACCAACUAUUAAAUUUCCAAAAUUAAAACAAUGGUUUGCUAAUUUACCCCAAAAGGGAA